UAACAGAUUGAAUCACAUUUAUAAAUCAAAUAAAUAUACCAUUAUACCAUUUUGCAAUCAAAUAGAUUUUGAAUCUAUUCAUGUUUGUUUUAAAAUUUGAAACUUCAAUGGCAUUGUGUACCUAACUUUUUGUUAAGGAAAUAUGUAAAGAUUGUCUACCAAUAUGGAGUAUGCUUUGUAAUGAAAUCUGGCGAUACUAUAAAAAUUGGGAAUUCCAGCAUUUAUUUUUAGUAACGGACGUACACAUUUUUUUGAACGAUAUCCACCUGAUGAUGCAGACAAUGUCGGUUCUUGUCAGGAUUGUUUUGGCGAUAACGAUCAUUCAGAAUGCCGAUUGUAAGGGUCCAUACCUACAAAAUUGUGAACCUGAGAUACAGUGUCCAGAGGGCUACGCAUGUCUUCGGCCAGGUUAUGGUAGAGCGAGUGCAAAAGCACAGAUGAAAUGUUAUCCAUGUUGCUGUCAAAACACAGCACAAUGUUAUAUGAAAAGCAAAUUAGAUGGUAUAAAGUGCGACUGUGGAGACUCGGGUUUUACAGGUGCUUGUUGCGAAACAAAUGUAAAUGACUGUUACAACGAUUCCUGUCUUAAUGACGGUACUUGUAUUGACGGAGUCAACAAUUAUACCUGUAUAUGCCCAGAAGGAUUCUCUGGAAGGAAUUGUGAAACAGCCUUAUUACCAGCAACAUGCACAGCAAACAAUACCUGUUUUAAGAGUGCUGCAGAGUGUGGACAACCUGGAGCUGGCUGUUAUAUAACGGAUGGACAUGAAACUAUUGCGAAUACAAGGUCAAAUGAUUAUAUGGAGAUCAUCUCUCCUGUCGUUACAGCUAUCGUGUGCCGAAAUGCUUGCAUUUCGUAUCAACGCACAUGUGUUGCAUAUUCUUUUAACCCAGUUACAUCACAGUGCUUUCUACAUGACUUAACACCUGCAGAAGGGUUAGUUACAGAAACUACGAGCACUCUCACUGUUGCCCUAUUCGUGCUGAGAUGUCGAAGCUGUUAAAGCAGUUGAAAAUGAACUACGUACUUGCAAUACUUUUAUCUAAUGAAGCAUGCUUUGAGCCAAUGUUCAAUUUGCAAAAAAAUGUAUUGAGAGUAUGUAGACACACUCGUAUGCCAUGAUUAAGAAUUAAUGAAUAAAAAAUUUAAAAAAUAAACUUAUCCAAAAGCACCUAAGAAAGUAUUCGUUCUGAGUUACUGAUUCUAGUUGUCUUGUUCAAUAUUCAAACAUCAGCACAUCAGUACAUUGCAAAAUACAGCCGAGUCAUAGACUAAUAAAAUAUGAACUCGUAUCAUUUUAUAAGUCUCUUUUGAAUGUUUUGUCAUGAACAUAGUGCAACCAGUAACACAAUGCCUACAUGAAACUAAGAAAAUCUUGACUGAAUUUGAGAGUGAUUUACCUGAAUAAUUAUUCUUUGUGUAAUACCAGUAUACAUUAUGCUGGUUACUUUGCGAUCAUUGUGCAUUUUAUAUACAUGUAGACUUCACCAGACAUGAUCAUUAUCCAUGGUCCUCUUAACUUGGCAAUGAACCAUACAUUGGUCUGAUAAAUAUUUGCCAGCCAGCCUGCAUGCCGCAUAAAAAAUGUGUUUGCGAUUCAUCUUCUUAAUACGCUACAACCUUAUCCCAAGUAUAUCUUCCUUGUCUGUUUUUAUAUCGUUAGUUAAAUCCACUUUUGAAAUAUUAAAAUUGGGUGUUAUGAAACAUGCUAGCAAAGUCUGAAUGAUUAAUUCCAUUUUUAAAAUACUUUAUUUGCUGUAGACAGUUCGCAUAAUAUUGUUGCGGUUAUUUCCCUUCUAGCGAACAACAACUUGAUUUUUGAGAAAAGAAAAAUAAAAUACUCUGUAAAUUGAUAGCAGCCGUGUAUAUCACUUUUGUAUAAUUUUAUAAACAUCACGAUUAUCCAAAGAAAAACGACGUUACAAACGUGCAGUAUUAUAAAUGAUAUUACAUUUUAUAUGUAAAAUAUGUGUACUAGUUCGUAAAUCUCAAAUCAAUAAUAUUAAAUAACACAUGUUACAACAUAAUUUCAUUGAUUUAAGAAAAGUGUGCAAUACUGAACUAAGUACGUACUUUAUAAAAAUGCAUUUACAGAUAUUAUAAAACAGAAUGACAAAAGUUGUCGAUGGUGAAAUGUAACCAACUGUACUAUCAUACAUUUAAUGUACAAAAGUGAGACUUAAAUAAACAAAUUGACUUGACUUGACUAUAAUAGACAUUUUUUACUUACUAAUAAACACUGUUACAUAAAAAAAUAAUUUUAUUCUGAAAUCAUUUACAGCCCAAUAUUGAUACGGAAAGUUUUCUUGCUCAACAGUAAGUUCAACACUUUAAUUGCUUUUAUGUACAGAACCAGAUUUUACCGGUACUU
Molecule: messenger RNA, 2372 nt
Organism: Ruditapes philippinarum (Manila clam)
Lineage: Eukaryota; Metazoa; Mollusca; Bivalvia; Venerida; Veneridae
Product: fibropellin-1-like
Exons: 8
Coding region: 171-1004 (277 amino acids)
Biological process (GO): heterophilic cell-cell adhesion; establishment or maintenance of epithelial cell apical/basal polarity
Cellular component (GO): protein-containing complex; plasma membrane
Molecular function (GO): calcium ion binding
Source: RefSeq, a predicted model, not a curated record